AUGACGAGGAGAGAAGCAGCGAUGAUGAUGACACCAACGUCGGGGGGGGGCGAGCGCGACAAUGGAGGACCAGCACUGAAGAAGAAGGGGAAAGGAAAGGCCAAGGCGAUGGCUGAAGAUGGUGGCGCAGCUGGAGCGAAGGCUGACUCGGCGGCGGCGAAGAUCCAAACCGCGGCGGCAAGAGUCGUGCACAAGAACAUCAUGUGCUACAGAGAGAUGCCGGCGCAGCUUCUUGCGAAGCUCUGCACUGUUCGAGGCAUCAAGCGCAUGUCCAGAAUCACGAGCAGGGGUACCCUGGCGACCAAGCUCGAGCAACAUGAUCUGACUCUGAGUCGCAGCAGCCCCUUCUUGGACGACGUGCGGGAACUCGCAAACAGAGGUGCUGAAGGUUCGUGCUCCGUCAGAUCUGGCCAGGCGAAUAAGCCCAACGUCGACCCCGGCGCCGUCACUGCCCUGCGUUCCUACCUCACGAUGGCGGAGCCCGCGCCCAACAGCAUAUUCAAGUUCGAAAACGAAGUCUACAAGCAAGCAGACCUGCUGAAGAUUAUCGAGGAGGAGGACGCUGGCGAGUGUGGUGCGGGACGCAGCGGAGAUUCUCGUAGCUCGGGCGGAGGCUCGGCCGCUGGCCGGGGGGGGGUGGAGUGACCGCAAGUCGAGGCACUGCGUUCACCGGCUGUUGGCCUGCAUGAUGAGGGAUGACCAUAGGAACGACUUCAUCUGCGGUGGAGAGAAGGCAAACAGGGCGCAGCUGGAUGCUGGUGAGGUUGGAGCUUCGGCGGGGGCCCGGGUCAGGUUGUACGCCACCUUCACGGACAAAGACAUGGAGCUCGGACGCUUUUCGGCCGACGACAUGGCGGCCCACACUGAUCCGAAGGUCCUCAGCCAGCCCGACAUCACCGUGAAGAAGCUGAAGGAGAUGUACGCUGACGUGCGCAAGAAGUUCAACCCUUGCUGCGACCGCAAGACACAGAGUCGGGAACGCACCACCAAUGGGACGAGUUUUGCCUAGGUGACGUGGACGUCUUCCUCAUGGGAGAGCUCGUGCUCGUCUACCCGGAGUUUGCGCAAAUGUUCGACCAAGCGCUUCCCGAGGACGUCGCCCGCGAGGACGACGGCACUGCCACGCCCGACGACGCGGCUGACACCGUGGACGGAGGUGACGCCGACAGCCCCCUACCCACGUCGGAAGCCGCAAUGCGGAAAUCAGCGAAGCGCAGGGGGCGGGAAGCCGCCAUCGACCGAGCCUCCAAGGUCCCCGCCCGGAAGAGCGCCAAAACGAAAGAGGCCGCGGAGCUGGCAACUACCAUCGUCGACAAGGCCUUGCCCAUCUUGUCGGCCAAUUCCUUCGCCGGGUCGAAGUGAAGCGAGGCGACGGACAAGGCCGAGAGCGAGACUGCUGAGCUUAACCUCGCCGAAAAGAGGCUACAGACGUACAUCAAGUUCACGGCCGAGCUGGAGAAGGCCGAGGAGAAAGAUCCGUCAGGGACAUCCAUCCAAGAUAGGUUCCUGAAGCUUCAAGUGCAAAAACUGGAGGCCGCAAUGCUUCCCCCCGAAUCGACGAACGGCCCGGUCGGCGGGAACAGCAGUGGAGGAUCUGGGUCUGAAGCGGCGUCGCGAGGAAGGUGCGGGCCGGGUUCCGGACUCGGCGCUGGCGGGGAGGAUGCUGGAUCCGG
Molecule: messenger RNA, 1673 nt
Organism: Ectocarpus sp. CCAP 1310/34
Lineage: Eukaryota; Phaeophyceae; Ectocarpales; Ectocarpaceae
Source: the annotation of a GenBank genome assembly